Messenger RNA from Anoplophora glabripennis (Asian longhorned beetle), 821 nucleotides. Its product is annotated as cytochrome b561 domain-containing protein 2-like. Lineage: Eukaryota; Metazoa; Arthropoda; Insecta; Coleoptera; Cerambycidae. The transcript is spliced from 3 exons. The coding region runs from base 147 to 821 and encodes 224 amino acids. The record is from RefSeq and is a predicted model, not a curated record. Gene Ontology annotation, molecular function: transmembrane monodehydroascorbate reductase activity.
UAGAACAAAAACAGAAUUCCAAUUAACGUUGCUAGUGAAUCCCAGUAAAAUAAUUCCAUAAUUCCAUAACCAAUAAAACUUACGUACGAAUCAAUUUGUUAUAAAUAAACCACCAGCAUUAAUUGCAGUGUUUAUUAUUAAAAGAUAUGGUCCAACACGAUUACGGAAAGCUGACCAUAAACGUGAUCAGAUUUCUUAUUAAUUAUGUAGUGAGGUUUGUAUUUGCGUCGAUUACGUUAUACUGCAGUUGGAUGCCACUCCAAGACCUUACCGAUUGGUUUUCCUAUCAUGUGAUAUUUUGUACGAUUGGGCUUAUGCCCUUAACAGCGGAAGCGCUGAUGUUAUUCGCUGGUGAUGAACUGUGGAGCAAACAGUUGAGUAGGACAGAGAAGUAUGGAGUCCAUGGUGUUUUGGCCACCAUAGGGAUUUUAUGCCUAAUCGUAGGGAAUCUACCUGGAAUUUAUUACAUAAAACCAGGAUUUCCCUUGUAUACAGUGCAUGGAAUAACAGGUCUGGUAUCGAUGGUAAUUCUGACCCUGUCUAUAUUUUUGGGUCUGUCAGUGAAUUACUCUCAAGAAAUGAAAAACUUUUGUUCUCUGAAGCCAGUUUGCUACAAACUUAUACACAAUGUGACAGGAUUGACAGGUUAUGCUGUAGGAAUUGCCAGUUUAUGUUACGCUUACUACACAGAUUGGUUUAUUUUGUAUAAUGGAGACAUAUCCAGGAUGACGGCACUCAUAGUAACCAUACUGGCUUCAUUGUGGUCUGUAAAUAAAGCAUUGGUGUCAUUGUAUGGUCAAAUAAAGUCUGUGAUUUUUUAA